This is a messenger RNA of Apus apus (common swift), 3022 nucleotides long. Its product is annotated as RNA-binding protein 10-like. The record is from RefSeq and is a predicted model, not a curated record. Lineage: Eukaryota; Metazoa; Chordata; Aves; Apodiformes; Apodidae. Gene Ontology annotation, molecular function: RNA binding. Gene Ontology annotation, cellular component: nucleus. Gene Ontology annotation, biological process: mRNA splicing, via spliceosome.
CCUCUUGGCUCCCCUGGGGCAGGGCGCAGUUCCUCCCAGUUCCCCCCUGUUACCCGCUCCAGUGGCUCCCGGUAUCCUCCGAUUUCUCCCAGUUCAUCCCAGUGCCCUCCUGGUGCCCCCCGUGUUCCCUAGUACCUCCUAGUUCACCCCACUUGCCUCCCAGUGCCUCCCAGUCCCCCCAGCCAUGUUGUCCCCCACAGGUACCAGCAUCAUGGAGUACGAACGCAGGGGGGGCCGUGGGGACCGGACAGGGCGCUAUGGGGGGGCCCCCGCCCCCCCCGAUGAAGGCUCACGUGCCCAACGGGAUCACGAUUAUCGCGACAUGGACUAUCGCGGCUAUGGGGGCCCACCCGAGGGGCCCCCUGCCCCUGGGACCCCCCCUCAGGCCUCCUACGAGGGCUCGGAGCCCCCCCGGAAGCGGGAGCCCCCCCCGACACCCCCCACGUUGCCCUUCGGUGCCGACGGCGAUUACCGGGACCAGGAUUACCGGCCGGAGGCCACCGAGGAGGAGCCUCGGGCCAGCACCAUCGUCAUGCUCCGCAUGCUGCCCCAGGCUGCCACCGAGAACGACAUCCGGGCGCAGCUGCAGGCACAGGGGGUGCAGCCCCGGGAGGUGCGACUGAUGCGCAACAAGUCAUCAGGUCAGAGCCGUGGAUUCGCCUUCGUGGAGUUUCACCACGUCCAGGACGCAGCGAGAUGGAUGGAGGCCAACCAGCAGGGGCUGAUCCUGCUGGGCCAGCGCGUGUCCCUGCACUACAGUGACCCCAAGCCCAAGAUCAACGAGGACUGGCUCUGUGCCAAGUGUGGAGUGCAGAACUUCAAGCGGCGGGAGAAGUGCUUCAAGUGCGGGGUCCCUAAAGCUGAGGCAGAGCAGCGAGGUCCUGGGGUGCCACGUCCAGAGCUGGUGCCAGGUGGGGGGGGGCUCCUGCCCCUUCCCCAGUCCUAUGGCCCCACCCUGGGGGGGCCUCCUGGGGGGACCCAAAGUGGGACUGAGCCUGGAGCCGAUAACGCCAAUGACACCAUCAUCCUGCGGAACCUGCACCCCCAGAGCAGCCUGGAAUCCAUCCUGGCUGCCCUCGCCCCCUUCGCCGCCCUCUCGCCCGCCAACGUCCGCGUGAUCAAGGACCGGCAGACCCAGCUCAACCGCGGCUUUGCCUUCGUGCAGCUCGCCACCAUCGUGGAGGCCUCCCAGCUGCUGCAGAUGCUGCAGGCCCUGCACCCCCCCCUCCACAUCGACGGCAAGAGCAUCAACGUGGAGUUCGCCAAAGGCUCCAAGAGGGAGGGGCAGGGGGCGGGGCCAGGGGAGGCCCCGCCCCGUGCCAGUGCCGCCUCCGUGGCCUCCACCGCCAUCGCCGCUGCCCAGUGGGCCCUCUCUCAGGCAGCUCCCGGGGCAGAGACCACAUGGGCAGGGGGGGAGGAGCCUCCCAGUGACUUCAGCAGCUUCUACCAAUCAGAGGAGACCUUCGCCAGCCCCACCCCCCCCACCCUCUACAGCUCUGCCUACAUCAAGGGUGUGGCGGCCCCGCCCCCCGGCCCUGCCCUGACAGGCCCCGCCUCCUCGAAGACAGAUGGCCCCGCCCCUGGUGAGUGCCUCAUCCCCCCACAGGGGACCCAUCGGGAGGACCCAGGCAUCCGGGCCCCCAAUAGCCGUGUCCCCCCCCAGGUGCAGAGGAGUCGGUGGUGCCGGGGUUGGACCCCUCAGCCGGGGGGGGGCUCCUUCUCCCGCGCCCCCCCCGGAGCCUCCCCAUACCCCUCCCCAGCUGUGGAGAGCCCUGCCCCGACAGGAGGCCCUGCCCAGGCCUACACGGGGACCCUCAAGCCCGAGCCUGCAACCCCAGCCCCCAGCGGAGCUCCAGCAGCCACCCCCCCCAGCUCCGAAUCCUACGGCCAGUACCCUGUGCCAGAUGUUUCCACCUACCAGUAUGACGAGACCUCUGGUUACUACUACGAUCCCCUUACUGGCCUCUAUUAUGACCCUCACUCCCAGUAUUACUACGACGCUGGGACGGGUCAGUACCUGUACUGGGACGGGGAGCGACGCACCUACCUGGCUGCCCCUGCUGCUGAGCCCACCCCUGGCCCCCCAGGCACCCCUGGGACCCCCAAGGAGCCCAAAGACAAGAAGGAGAAGCACAAGACCAAGACGGCUCAGCAGAUUGCCAAGGACAUGGAGCGCUGGGCGCGGAGCCUCAACAAGCAGCGGGAGAGCGGGCGCAGCGCCGGGCCCCCCCCGGCCCCCCGCGAGGACGAGCGGCGCGAGGCGGCGGCCGCGGACGCCGGAUACGCCAUCCUGGAGAAGAAGGGCGCUCUGGCCGAGCGGCAGCACCUGCCCAUGGAGCUGCCCAAGAUGGCGCCGGACGAGCGGAUGAGCCCCCCCCGGGGGCUGGUGGCUGCCUACAGUGGGGAGAGCGAGAGUGAGGAGGAGGGGGAGCGGGGGGGCCUGGGGGGGCCCCCCCCAGACCGGCCUGGGGAGCCCCUGACCGACUGGCACAAGCUGGCCUGCCUGCUCUGCCGCCGGCAGUUCCCCAGCAAGGAGGCCCUGCUCCGCCACCAGCAGCUCUCCGGCCUCCACAAGCAAAACCUGGAGCUGCAGCGCCGGAACCACCCGCCCCCCCCCGAGGGGCUGGACCGGGGGGACAUGGAGAUGAAGUACCGGGACCGGGCAGCCGAGCGCCGGGAGAAGCAGGGGGGGCCUGAAGCCCCUGAGCCCAAACGCCGCAAAUUUGGAGGACCCCCCACCCCUGGGGAGCCGGAGGGACCCCUCCCCCGCGAGGCCACCCUGGGGUGUCGGAUGCUGCAGGCGAUGGGCUGGAAGGAGGGGACAGGGCUGGGGCGGCGACGAGAGGCCCCCACCCGGCCCCGCCCUGGGGGGGUGACACGUUUCAGCGAAGGACCCUGACGCCCCCCCCCGGGGACCCCCAAAACAGGAGUCGUGUCGGGUCUCCGUGGCCCCUCCCAUCCCCUCGGGUGCUUUUGGUUGUUUGUUUUUUUUUUUUUAAUAAAUGGAUGAAAAAAAUAUAAA